Messenger RNA from Naumovozyma dairenensis CBS 421, 753 nucleotides. It is a transcript of the gene PFS1, whose product is annotated as Pfs1p. The transcript has a single exon. Lineage: Eukaryota; Fungi; Ascomycota; Saccharomycetes; Saccharomycetales; Saccharomycetaceae. The coding region runs from base 1 to 753 and encodes 250 amino acids. The record is from RefSeq and is a predicted model, not a curated record.
AUGCCACCCAAGAAACAAAGUUCACACUGUAAUACUUUGCAAACUAACGAAAAAAUACUUAAUAUUGAAAGCUCUUCCAAUGAUGACCUUCCAAAAACAGACCAUGGAAUUAAAAGAGGGAGAAAAUUUAAGAGAAAUAUACAAAAGUCCCCCAUUUUAGAAACAAAAAAUAUAACUGAAUUAAGGAUUAUUAGGGAGGAUACUUCUGACAAUGAGGCAAUUUAUAUUCAGCAGAUGCAAAACGAAGGUUCAAACAAUAUAUUCUAUCCAGAAAGGUCUCAACAAGAAGUCCCAUCAUAUAAUUUUGUUAAGGAGUCAACAAAUGUACACCAUGCCAAUUGCUAUAAUGGUGUUACAUACUUUGAAAACAAACAGUAUCUUAAUGAUAUUAGUGUUGGGGAUUAUUAUAAUUGUUCUGGCGAAACUUUUCCACCCUGGUUUAAUCCAAGAAUAGUCCAAAAUAUGUCACAUAAAGAAAAAGUAAAUAAAUGGAUCGAAGAUAUUCCAAUUUUUGAGGGAGGAAAUGGAGCUUGGCUCUCCAAUUGUUUCGAUUAUGAUUAUUCUCUUGAUUGGGAAGAAGAAGAAUUUGAAAAUUUUUGUAAGAAAUCUGGCGUUCAAAUCUCUUUAGUAUCUCAAGAAGACUUAUUACAAUUACAAUCCAGGAAAUUGGAUGUACUGGUAAGAGCUUUUUAUGAACAAGAAAAAGAAGUUGCCAAUUGGGAUUAUAAUACAAGUUUCCCAGAUAAAAAUUAG